AUGGCUGCCACCGCGCUCGGUCAGAGCGUCUUCCUGGGGGUCGCCCCCCGCGUCGCCGCCAAGGCGCCGAAGCGCGGCCGGAAAGCCUCGCCCGCGCCCGCCGCCGCCGCCGCCGACCUUCGCGGCGACGACGGCGACGACGCGCGAGCGACGACGACGACGACGCGCGUUCUCAAGACCGCGUCCGUCGCGCUCGGCGUCUCGCUCCUCCUCGAUCAGUCCUCCGCGGGCCCCGCGCACGCGGUCACCGCGCGCCUCGAGGGCACGGAGACCGCGCGCGUCCUCGAGGCGGCCGCGGACGUGAAGAAGGGGAAGAAGCCCUCCUCUCCCGCGACCGCGCCGGCGACAACGGUGAAGCGCGCCGUCCCCGCCUCCGCGGGCGGCCGCGCCGUCCCCGGCGUGCGCGCGUCGUCGGCGGCGCUGCCGGAGGUGAAGUACGAGGUUCCCGCGCCGGUGAAGAAGAGCGCGGCGUCGUCGAAGGCGGUCGUCGCGUCGGACCCGGUCGCGGACUUUUACGCGACGUACGACGUCCCGGUCGCGAAGCCGGUGACGAAGGCGGUCGCGACCAUGCCGGUCGCGGCGCCCGCGGCCGCGCCGAAGAAGGCGGCGGCACCGACGCCCUCGAAGCCGAAGCCGUCGUCGUCGUCGUCGUCGUCGAAGGCGUACUCGAGCGCGCAGGUCGUGAAGACCGCGCCGAUCCCGAAGACCGCCGGUCAGUCGUCGACCGCGAAGGUGUCCGGCAAGGCGGCGAAGGCGAACCUCGCGGAGCUCAAGGUGGAAGCCCCCGAGGCGACGAAGGGCGCGAAGCGAGGGAUGCAACUCAGCAAGGAGAAGCCGAAGACGCGUCUGGAGAAGAUCGCCGCCGGCGGCGGCCUCGCGGCGCUCGGGUUCGGCGCCGCGAAGGCGGGUGCGGGAGGCGCCGCGAAGGGCGCGGGCGCGAAAGCCGCCGUCGGCGCCACCGUCGUCGACGCGUACGAAGCCGCCGCGGUCGUCGUCGCCGGAGGGGCGGUCUCCGGCGUCGGGAACUCGGUGAUCGCGCGAAACUCGCGCGUGCGGAACGUGCGGAAGACGCCGGACGGGGAGCUGCCGCUGCCGAUUCAGACCGCGCUCGCGCUGUCGAUCCCGGCGUCGUUCGCGUUCACGAUCUUCCAGGUGCUCCAGUCGCUCUGA
This is a messenger RNA of Micromonas pusilla CCMP1545, 1170 nucleotides long. RefSeq lists its product as uncharacterized. Lineage: Eukaryota; Viridiplantae; Chlorophyta; Mamiellophyceae; Mamiellales; Mamiellaceae. The record is from RefSeq and is a predicted model, not a curated record. The transcript has 2 exons. The coding region runs from base 1 to 1170 and encodes 389 amino acids.